AGGAAAUCCAAAAACAUGAAUUAUAUUGAGUAUAGCGUUCCUUCACCAAAUCAAUUCCCAUGUCUUAUCAUUUCUUUUGACAGUGACCUAGUGCACCGCAUUGCUCCAGGUCAGUGGACAGUAAAGUUCGGCAGAGACGUCAAGGGUUUGCCUCACCAAACCACGGGCAAUGACUGUGGUGUCUUCAUACUGAUGUAUGCACUCAACUUCAGCACAGAUGCUCCACUUUGGUUUACCGAGCGGGACAUAGCACAGAUCCGGAAAUGGUGGUGCAUUAUGCUCAUGGAACGGUACCAGAUUGAAGGCCACGGACAGAGGUUUUCUUACUGGACCAAUGAGGCCGAAGAGCUGCUCAAAGGGGCACUGGAGCCAGUGUACAGGGUCUCAAAGAAGCAAAAGACAGAACAUGAGGUCCAGUUUCAAAAGUCCGACAUGUGCUUCAUAUUGGAGCUGCCAAACUGUCUUCUCUCGGACCUUCUGAUGGAAGUGGUUCUCCAGGAAGGUGACAAAGCGUACUCAUCACUCACUCUAGUGUGUACCACCUUCAGAGACACAAUGUCCACUGUGUCUUUCAGAAGAGGGGCCCACUUUCGCUGGCUUGAGAGUGUUGCUACAUGGAGUUUGUUCUCUGCUUCAUACAAGCAGGAUUUCAACGUCAUGUACACCAUUGACACCUGCCGUGGAUGCUUGGAGCCUUACAAAAACUGCAAACCAGGAUAUGUUGGGAAAGGUAAAAGAGGAGAAUUGCAGGGCAUCUACUCUGAUGACCAACAUCCAGGCUAUUGCAGUCCCUUCUGCAACCAGAUAUCAUAGUUUGGUUUUCCCGGACGC
Molecule: messenger RNA, 831 nt
Organism: Gymnodraco acuticeps
Lineage: Eukaryota; Metazoa; Chordata; Actinopteri; Perciformes; Bathydraconidae
Exons: 10
Coding region: 16-813 (265 amino acids)
Biological process (GO): proteolysis
Molecular function (GO): cysteine-type peptidase activity
Source: RefSeq, a predicted model, not a curated record